AUGGAGAUAGUGCUACAAGAAUCCCAACAUAGAAUGCUCCUCAUUAUACUGUUUGAAGAAAUCAAAACGGAAUCAAGGACAGAAGAGACUGUUCAAGUCACAGCACCCCCACCUCAUGUUCCUGUCCAUGUGCCUUUGUCUGAAAAUCUUCUUUAUGCCCUUGAUGAUUCCUGUUUCACUGAAGAUCAAAUCAAUACUGGUGAUGAUGGGUAUUCGGUUGGUUGUGAGCAACAACAUCAUUAUGUUGGGGAAGACGAUGACGUACAUAUUACGCACUCUAUUCUUUCUGGUUUCUUAGGUGAUGAUGGUGCUGCAUCAUCAUGCUUGCUGCAAGAAACCGAUUUUGAUGGCGGUAGUUUUGAUUUUGAAGAUUGCGACUCCUUUAGCAUGUUUGCAAGGAUGAAGGAUUCUACUUGUGCUGGAAAAGCUCGGGCAUCAACGUUACCUAAGCAUCAUAAAGAGGCAUCAACUUUUGAAGCACACUCGGCAACUUCCUUAAAGAAUACCAGAGCAACUCAAGUUGGUCAUAUUCACCUUAGGCUGUCUGUUGAGGCAUAUAUGUCCGAAAAGAAUUUAACCUAUUGUGAUGAUGGUGCUGCAUCAUCAUGCUUGCUGCAAGAAACUGAUUUUGAUAGCGGUAGUUUUGAUUUUGAAGAUUGCGACUCCUUUGUGUCUAUGCUUCAGGCUUCAGGCACAGCUAGGUUCAUGGAAAAGCUCGGGCUUCAACGUUACCUAAGCAUCCUAGUGAGGCAUCAACUUUUGAAGCACACUCGGCAACUUGUACGUGGAAUAGAUGGAAAGGUUGGAACUGUUUUUGGUGAAGGUUGCAAUGUUGACAUGAUGAAGGAUUCUACUUGUGCAUCAAAAGCUCGGGGAUCAAUGUUGCCUAAGCAUCCUAAUGAGGCAUCGUCUUUUGAAGCAUACUCGCCAACUUGUGAUGAUGGUGCUACAUCAUCAUGCUUGGUGCAAGAAACCGAUUUUGAUGGCAGUACUUUGUCCAUGCUAGAAGAUAGCAUUGAUGCCCGAUUGGCUUUGGCGUCGCUCAUCCUUGAAGACGCUAAAGAAGAUGUUCUUUGCUUUCUCCUCCCAAAGAUUUGGCUUUGCCACAUAUAUAAAGCAAAAGGGGUGCUUCAAGACUUUGUUAAUACAAUCAUACCCUUGGUUCGUGAGUCACUUUAUGUAAAAACUGUUCGUCCAAAGGCUGACAAUAAGUGUUCUGCUGAAAGAAUCAGUAUUCUGAAUGUUCAGGAGAAUGAUGAUGUUUUUGGAGAAGUGAGACCACUGGCUUCUAAAUCAGAUCUGCUAACUUCAGAACGUAGAAGUCUUGUUUGGAGCCAGCAAGAAUACAGUAAUUCAUCUCCUACAGGUAAGGUGACCCGUGAUGAUAAGGGUGUUUUCACAGUAUAUCCAAAUGAUUCUGAAGCCAGAAAGCAUUUGCUCAAACACUGUUUGGUGGAUAAGUAUUCUGAAGCUCUGGAGAUAAUAAAUCUCACCCAGAGAUUGGUUUCUGAUAAACUGCCUGGUGAUAAGGAGGAACUUCUGUCUCUUUUAGCUCAAACAUCUUUUAACGCCACAGAUCCUAAACAUGGUUUUGACUCUGAGGCAUCAUAUAAUAUUGCUCGUGCCUAUCAUCAUGUUGGACUAGUGUCUAUAGCAGCUUCACAUUAUGAAAAGGUGCCUGCAACCUGCGAGAAGGAUUACCCCUUUCCGAAACUUCUGAAUGAGAAUUCAGAAAUGGAAAAUAUGAAACCAGGUUAUUGUGAUCUGUGCAGGGAAGCAGCCUAUAAUUUGCAUUUAAUAUACAAAAACAGUGGAGCAUUUGAUCGUGCUAGGCAGGUCUUGAAAGAUCACUGCACUUUCUGA
Messenger RNA from Dovyalis caffra, 1863 nucleotides. Lineage: Eukaryota; Viridiplantae; Streptophyta; Magnoliopsida; Malpighiales; Salicaceae. The record is from the annotation of a GenBank genome assembly.